Molecule: messenger RNA, 804 nt
Organism: Racocetra fulgida
Lineage: Eukaryota; Fungi; Glomeromycota; Glomeromycetes; Diversisporales; Gigasporaceae
Source: the annotation of a GenBank genome assembly
AUGAAUUUUUUAUGCAUAUUGGCACAAUUUAAUAAUACUACACCCUAUCCAAUCACGCAAGACGGCACGUGUGGAGUUAUUGUUAACAAGUCAUGUGGCAAUUUUGACUGUUGUUCAACAAACGGUUAUUGUGGUGGUAGUUCAGAUGGAUGUCAAGAAGGUUAUGGUUACUGCGGUAUCAUUCAUGAUGGUUUAACGAUUAUUGAUUCAUGCAAAAGAGAAAAAACUUUGGCAUUAACUUUUGAUGAUGGUCCACGUCCGUGGUCUUCUCAAUUACUCGACGAAUUAAAAAAUCAUAGUAUAAAAGCAACUUUCUUUGUCAACGGUCAUAAUGCUCUCGAUUAUUGCAUAUACGAUUACGCUGAUAUCAUACGUCGAAUAUACAAUGAAGGUCAUCAAAUCGCUCAUCAUACAUGGUCGCAUCCUCAUAUGGCUCAGGUGUCACCUGAAGAAGUCAGCUACCAAAUGCAUAAGUUAGAAAUAGCAUUUAUUAAAAUUCUUGGUGUAGUCCCACGAUUUUUCCGACCACCGUUCGGUGAAGGUAUAAAUUAUGAGGCAUUAAGAACGUACAUGAUAGAACAAGAAUAUAAAUAUUUUGCACUUUGGGAUGUUGACACCAAUGAUUUUCAGGUAUUAAAUCAUGAUAGGAUCCGUACUACCGUUGAGGAGUUAGUACCAUUUAAUAUUGAAAAUGCACUAAAUUUGGGUUAUAGCUUUGAUACUGUAGCUGGAUGUAAUGGAAUAUAUAAUAGAACUGAUUGGUAUAAUGUUGUUGGGAAACCUCAACAAAAUGAUUCAACUUGG